AUGAGUUUCUCAAAGUAAGAAUCAAUCAUUUAGUCAUCAUUAACAAAAUCACAUAUGCGUUACUUGUCUCCUUAACUUGGAGAACGCAAUGGAGGGUCUGUAAUUCAACGAGAAACAAUAGUGAAUCCAUAGCUAAGAGAAUCCUAAUUUUUAUUAUCAUCUACUCCAAGAGAGACUGUCAUACCUUUAGAUGUUCAAUAUACUGUCACUAAGAAGGUAGAUUAAUAAAACUUUUCUGAUUAUGAAGUCAGGAUUCAAUCUCUUUUGCAUGAAGUAGAAUUAUGGAGAAAACGAUAUUUAGAUUUGAUGGCCAUUUAUGACAAAAAUAUAGCAAAUGAAGAAGUGGUAUAAAUAUAUUAUUAAUAUGAUUAGAUAAAAUUAUAAGAGGUCAAGAUUCAAUUAUUAUAUGGAGAGAACAAUGAUUUGUAUGCAUAAAAUAGAUUACUCAUGAAAGAGAACGAUGAAUUGAAAUAGAGAUUAAAUACAUAUGAAUUACAUAAUUCAAUUGAAGAAACAAAGAAUAAUUAUGGUAUGAUUGGUUUCUAUUAUUUUAGAGAAUUUAUAAGUAUAAUUGAAGAGUAGAUUAGGAGAAUUAGAUGAAUGGAGAGAUAAAUAUAAUAAAUUAGAAAAUUAGUUUAGUACAUAUUAAGGAAUUGAAAUAAAGAAUAUGUAAGUAGAAGGAUAAUUGAAAGGACUUGAGGGUUAGGCUAAUUAAUGGUAAGAUAGAUAUUGGGAAAUGGUGGAUGAGAGAAAUAAAUUAUAAAAUUAAAUAUUUGAACUUAAUGAAAGAUUAAAUGCUGUUUAAAUUGAAGCAGCUUAAAGAAACAAUGCUACUGAAAUUAAAUUAAGAGAUGCCGAAAUUUUGAAAUUAAAAAAUUUAAUUUAACAUUUAUAAGGUUAGGUUGAUGAAUGGAGAAAAAAGACUUUAUAAAUGGAAACUGAAGUUGAAUUAAAAUAAUAAGAUUUAGAAGCUUAAAAGAUGAAGGUAGUUAAAUUAUAAGAAUAAUAAAAUAAUUUAAGUAUGACUAUUUAAUAGAGAAGUAAAUUAAUUAAUGAAUAAAAUCUUGAAAUAACUAAUUUAUAAAAUAAAUUAUUGGAAAUAAAUGUUUUAAAUUAAGAAAUAGGCAAUCUCAAUGAAAUGUUAUAAGUAUAAUAGACAGCAAUGACAGAAUUAAGGAAAGAAAUCUCUAGAUUAGAAAAUAAUUGUGGAGAAUUAAGACAUGAAAAAUUAUUAAAGAUUGAAUUUGAAAGUGAAAAUAAAAGAUUAAUUGUUGCUGUUGAAGAACUUAAAUAAAUAGCUAAUGAUAGAAAAAAUUAAUUAGAUUCAUUAAAAAUAAAAUAUGGUAAUUUAGAAAUUGAAAAGAAUUAAAUUUAAUAGAGAUUAGAAGAAACUAAAUAUUUAACAACUUAAAUUAAAUAAUUAAAUAAUGAAAAUUAAACAUUAAUUAGAAGAGUUAAAUAUUUAGAAGAUUAAAUAGAAGCUAAUAAAAAUGAAAUUUAAGAUUUAUAAGCUAGAAUUUAAUAAUUAAAAUUAUUUGAAAUUGAAAAUAAGAAAUUAAAUGAACUUAUUAUUUUGAAAGAUAAUGAAAUAUAAAAUCUUAGAAGAAAAUUAACUUAAUUUGAAUUAUAACCAAAAAGUAAAGAUACAAGUGAAUUAGAAGCUAGAAUUAAAUCAUUGUUAAAUGUUAUUGAAUAAUUAAAAGCAGAAUUUGCUUAAUUAUAAGAAUAAUAUGAUAAAUAAAAUAAAUAAAACAUGUUAUUAUCUUAAUAAAUGGUUUCUAUUGAAAUUACAUAAGAAACUCGUAUUGAAGAUAAAACUGAAAUUAAUUAAUGGACAUUAAAAUCUAAUUAAUUAUCAUCUGAAUUGGAUCUAUUAUCUAAAUUAAACUAAGAAUUAUAAACUAAUUGUGAUUUCUUAAAUGAUUAAAUGAGAUUAUUAUAAAAAUAAUUGAUUGCUAGAAGAUAAGAAGUUGAAGAUUGGAGAAGAUAAGCUGGUAAUUAUUAUGUUGAUGCUACUGAAGCUAAGAAAUAAUUAAAAGAAAUAGAAGCAUAAUAAGCUUUAUUAAAUACUGAAAAUAGUAAAUUAAUUAAUGAAAUCAAAUAACUUAAAAAUUAAUUAAUAGAUGAAUAAAAUAAUUCAUAAAAAAUUUCAUUAUAAUCUGUUGAAUAAAAUUUGAAAUCAUAAGGAGAAAUCAAUUAAAUGAUGCAAGACUUAUAAUAUUUAAAGAUUCAAUUAUAAAUAAAGACUGAAGAUUGUGAAAAUUAGAGAAGAAAAUACUUAUAAUCAGAAUAAUUAAAUCAUGAUCUAAAAGGAAUUGAAGAGAAAUAUACAUAUGCAAAUGCAUAACUCACUUAAAGUAAAUUAGAUAAUGAAAGACUCAAUUAAUUAUUAAGGGAACAAUCCUAAAGUUAACCUUAAAGUCAAAAUAAUAAUGAAUCUAAUGAAGUACUUUAAUAAUAAUUGUAAUCAUUAUAAAGCAGAUAUGAUAAAUUAUAAUAAGAAUAUUUAAAUACAGCAACAUAAAUUCCAUUAUUAAAAUAAGAACUAGCAGAUAAAGAUUUGACACCUUUACAAAAAAGAAUUGAUGAAUUAUUAAAAGAAAACUAAAAAUUAACUUUAGCAUUCUAAAAUAAAGUAAGAGAAUGUGAAGAAUUAAGAAGUAGAUGCAAUACCUAAGAAUCUAGAAUUACAGAUUUAAGAUUUUUGGAAAAGAGUUUACCUGAAUUAUAAGGAUAAAAUCGUUAAUUAUAAUAAUAAAUUGAAGAUUAACUUAAUGAAAUGACAUUAUUAAAUUCGGAUAUUGAUAAAUUAAAUUAAAAAAUUGCAAAAUAUCAAUUGUAAUUAAAGAAUUAUUAAAUUUUGUAAAAUGAAUAUGCAUCAUUAAAGAGCAUUAGUAAUGUAAAAGAUUAAGAUAUUGCUAAAUUAAAGACAUCAAAUUAUUUAAUUGGAACUGAUUUAGAGAAUACAUAAAAGAUUAAAUAAGAAUAUGUUGAUAAAUAUGAAAAGGCAGCAUCAGAGAAAGAAGAAAUUAAAGCAACUUUGACUUAAUUAUAAAUGGAAGUUGAUAGAUUAAAUAAUCGUCUAGGUAAAGCAGAAGUAAAAGCCCUUGAAGCAGAAAGAUUAGGUUAGAAAGUAAUGAUUGUUGAAGGUUAAUUAGGAUAAUCUUAAGAGGAAAACUUUGCAUUAUAAACUAAAAACUAAUAAUUAACAAGUUAAGUAAAAGCUCUUUUGACUUAGAAUGAAAAUUAAGAAUUUAAAAUUAAUCAAUUAAUACCAUUUAGAAAUUAAUGGGAAGAUUUAUAAAAUAUUGUUUAAAAAGAGUAAUUUUAUUAUUUAUUAUUUUUAGUUAAAAUUCUUUAGCUAAUAUUUAAGUUUAAUUAGCUUAAGCAACUGAGACAGCUAAUUAAUAUUUAAAAGAUUUGUAACAUGCUUAAGAAUAAUUAAAGAGUUAAGAAUAAUAGAUUUAAGAAAGAUCUAAAAUUAUUGUAGAAUUAGAAUAAGCUAAUGAAUAACAUAUUUCAUAAUUGAAUCAAUUCCAAAAAAGAAAUAAUGAAAUUUAAGAAGAGAAUUUCUAAUUAAAAGUUACCAAUCAAAAUGCUAUUUUAAGAUUAAAGAAAUUAGAAGCUAUUGAAACAGAUUAUGCUAAAAUUAUAGAGGAUUCUUAAUAAUUAUAAGAUUAAUGUAAUGAUUUGAAAGAUAAAUUAAAAAUUAAAGAAGCUGAAGCUGCUUAAUUUUAAUAUUGGAAAGAAAGUUUAGAAUCAAGAGUAGCAUUGUUAGCCUCUGAAAUUGAAAGAUAAAAACAUAUGGUAAAGACUAAGAAUGAUGAAAUUGAUAAUUUGAAGGAAGCUAAUUAACGUUUAGAAUCAUUAGUUACUUAAUUAUCAGCUUUUGAAGGAGAUGCUAGAAGAUCUGAAGAAUAAAUUAUUUAAAUGAAAGGAUAAAUUGAUACUAUUAAAUAAAAUUUGGUUAUUAAAUAAAAGGAAUGUGAAGAUCUUAAAUAAAUUAAGGAAAAUGUUGAAUAAAAAAAUACUACUUUAUUAUAGGAUAUUGAUUCUUUGAAAUCAAAUCAAUUAUCUUUAAGUGUUAAAUCUGAGGAUCUUAUUUAAGAAAUUUAAAGAUUACAAAAUGAAUGUAAUUAAAUGAAAUAAUUUAAUGGAAUCAAAAAUGAAUUGGAAAGCAAGAUUUAAGCUUUAAAUAAAUAAUAGGAUGAAUUAUUAUAAUAAUUAUAGAGUAAGAAUAGAGAAUUAUUGGAUUUGAAAUAAAAGUAAUUAUAUAAUAUUAAUUUAGAUUAAAUGAUUAUGAUUCAUAAAAUUAAAUUAUUAAAUAAUUAUAAGUAGAAGAAUAGAAAUUAUAAUUAUAAAUAGUUACUUAAAAUAAAGAAAAAGAGGAAUGGCAUGCUAAAAUGGAUUUAUUAUAAAGAUAAAUUGAAAAAUUAGAAAAAUCUAAAAAUGAUCUUGAAAAUAAAUGUGCAUUAUUAGCAGGAUAAUUAGAAGUUUAAAUUCAAAAAUAUUCAAAAUCUUAAGGUGAAAAUAGUAGAAUGAAUGAUUAAAUUAUCAUGCUUACAGAUGAUAACGAUAGAUUAACAUAAUCACUUUAGAAUGCAUUAAUUGAAUGUGAUGAUUUAAGAAAGAAAGCAUAACCAUUAUAAACAUCCUUUAUUCAAAAUUCAACCAUAAUCAAAUCAUCUUCAGUAGUUCAUAGUUGAGUC
Molecule: messenger RNA, 4709 nt
Organism: Paramecium pentaurelia
Lineage: Eukaryota; Ciliophora; Oligohymenophorea; Peniculida; Parameciidae
Source: the annotation of a GenBank genome assembly